Sporothrix schenckii 1099-18 is the source of this 273-nucleotide messenger RNA. RefSeq lists its product as uncharacterized. Lineage: Eukaryota; Fungi; Ascomycota; Sordariomycetes; Ophiostomatales; Ophiostomataceae. The transcript has a single exon. Bases 1 to 273 code for a protein of 90 amino acids. The record is from RefSeq and is a predicted model, not a curated record.
AUGUUCCGUGCCAUAGCGUGCGAAAGGCCUAAAGAGCCCUGUAUUACAGGCGGGUCUCAUGCCUCUGUCGAUCUCUCUCGUACAAUUUCGCCACGACCCGACAUUGGCAUGCUUUUCGAGCAGCAGAGCCCAUUUGCAUCGAAUGGAAUGAGCAGCCUUCACGAGAGCUGGCAGUCAAAGAAAAGUAUGCCAGCUGGGCACUUUCCCAUUUCCAGAUGGGCCAUUUACUUUCUGUAUGGACUGAUGGAGCAGUACAGGGCUGGUCUGCUCUAA